ACCAGCUGCCACCGCCACCAUGCGCUGUCUCACCAGCCUUGCUCUCACCCUGCUCGCCCUGAAGGCCACCUUUGCUCUGGCCCCUGCCAGCAAUCUGCCAGGGCAGGUGGCUGUGUGCCCGGCCUUCAGCAGCGAGCUCAGCUCUUCUGAGGAGAAGCCCUGUGCCAAGCCUUGCCAGAGUGAUGAGAACUGUACACAAGGAGCCAAGUGCUGUGCCCGUGCCUGCGGCCUGACCUGUGUCGCCCCUCUGAUAGUUCCAGCACCCAAGGCCGGCCACUGCCCAGCAGUGCAGGCUGCCCAACCCACCCAGCCCUGCCUGGAGAGCACUGAGUGCACCCGGGAUGAGCACUGUAAGAACCACAAGAAGUGCUGCUUCAGCCACUGUGCCAUGAGGUGUCUGGAUCCCACAGCAGAGGAGCCCCUUCAGUGA
Erinaceus europaeus (western European hedgehog) is the source of this 430-nucleotide messenger RNA. Its product is annotated as whey acidic protein-like. Gene Ontology annotation, cellular component: extracellular region. NCBI's taxonomy places the organism in Eukaryota, Metazoa, Chordata, Mammalia, Eulipotyphla, Erinaceidae. Gene Ontology annotation, biological process: innate immune response; antibacterial humoral response. Gene Ontology annotation, molecular function: peptidase inhibitor activity. The record is from RefSeq and is a predicted model, not a curated record. The coding region runs from base 20 to 430 and encodes 136 amino acids. The transcript has 4 exons.